AUGGGCCUAGCAGACCCAGAGGAUGCCAAGUUCGUCGCAGAGUGGCUUGGGAAGCUGCUGUUGCUGCGGACAAAUGCGACAGGCCCAACUCAGUCACCGGGUUUGAUCGAGGCAGACAUCAACUUCCUCACAUCUGGCAAGCCGGAUGCUUGGAACCCUGCGGCCGGCGGGUUAAACCUUGCGGAAACCCGAAUCCAAGUCGUCAACUUGCUGGCUAGCGGCGCCUUUACCGACGAAGAGAAGUUUAUCCCCGCCAUUUACGCCGCGGCUAGCUCAGACUACCGCGUAUCCGGCGUUGGGGAUGACAUGCUGAAAAGGAGCUCUGUCUCGCUCGAAGAUCAAAUCCUGGUUCGAAAACUGUUUGAAGCACACUCUCGGUUGCCAGCUCCGUACCGCAUUCGCAUUCUUGGGAUUCUAAGCAAGUCAGAAGCAGCUACCACUUUUACCGCUGAAAUCCUUGCUGCAUUCCGCUUGAACGUCACCCUUCAAACUGAGUCGGGUGACGCCAUGCAAAUCGACGGCCAACCAUCCGCCGUAAAGUCCUCGGGUUUGGAACGCAACAAGCUCCAUCGAGCACUAUUUGAGUUCAUCAACUGGGUGGCGCGCAUCGGUUCCGGCAAAACUGACUACGGCAAGAUCGGCCCACCCCUAGUUGGUCUACUCCGAGACUUUGUCAGGGACCAAGGCUGGCCUAAGCCCGUACGCCAGUCGAUUGACGAGAGCACUCUGCGCUCAAGGGCGUACGAGACCAUCGGUAUCCUUGCCAAAGGGGCGGUCAUGUCAGACAGCGAACGACUCUCUUUGACCGGGUGGCUGUUUCGCUCCCUCUCUGAGGAUCCGACCCCUGACGUUGUCGUCAACAUUGACGGCGCCUUGUCCAGUCUCACAAGUCUGUUCAAGCCCCCACACGGGUUUUCCAUCAACACGCAACUCCAGUCAAUCCUCCUGACGUAUAUGACGCUAAAGGACGACGAUGGAGAUGCCGUCCGGAGCUCCCGUCACGCUGUCACCAAGUGGGCCAACAAUUGUCUGCUCUUCUCUGACGUGUACGCGCGCUGGAUCGAUGUUCUCGCGAUCGCUGGACGACCAGACGAGCGCAGCGACGUGGUCGAGGAGGGCCAGAAGGGGUUAGACCCAUGGACGUAUUACGCCAACGACGACAAGUCGCGGGCUUUGCCCGACUGGAAAGAGAUGGUUCAGAUGUUCUUCAAGGACUCUAUCGUGCCGCUCAACGCUACUUCACUAUGGGGCAACCAAGGAAUGGACGUAGACGAUACAGGCGUCUUUGUCAACUUUUCUGCCCCAUCACUCCUAGCUUUUCCCGUCGCUGUCGAUUAUUGCAAGCGGAUCUUAUUCCUGACAGCGCUCAAGGACUUUCAGGUUGAGCCUGGAUGGGAGCGGCGGCUUGGGACGCUUUUGCAAACCGACUUGUCCAGCCGGCUGACGAUUCGGCAAUACCUGUCCCCGUUCACCCGCCAGGAGCACGCUCUCUCCCGCCUCUUGCGAGCUGCAUUUGAGGGAAUGAUCAUGGAAGACGCGAGGAUCGCUGAGCCGUGUGCCCGAGCGUUUGUCGACAUCGCGUCGCUGUCGCCACGGGCCAUCUUAGCACACCUAGCCCCCCGGUCGAUCGAGCUCCUGCCUUUGAUCAGGUCCAAUAAGAAGGAGCUCCGGGUGUUUGGAUCACGGGCCUUUGGAAUUCUUGCGGCUCAUCCUUCAAACACAGCCGAGGCGGUCGCUAGCUUCAAGGAAUCACUGUCCAGCAUCGCAGGAAACCUCACCACGGCGGUGGGAUCGGAGCUGAAUGCUGUCGAGGGCGCGUUCGUGGCUCUUGGUCAUUUGGUCUCGAGGCGGAUCUACUACGCCGCAGAUGGGGCUGACAGUACAGCUACCAACCUUGGCGAGAUAUUACCAACACUUCAGGCGGUUUCUUCCAAAACAACGUCUACUCAGGAGGCGCUAUUCGAGGCGUACUCCCAACUUUGGACCGCGGGCAUCCAGGCGGUACCGGAAAAUAGCAACGCCGGAGAGAGUCUCCAUUCUGUCUUGUCCAAGGAGUUCAUCGAUCCACUCGUGAUCCAUGCGAAGAAGAGCAACGAGAAGGCCAUCACCGCCCUCGGACGGCUUGCAAUCUCGGCUCCAGUAUCCGGAGCGGCAGACGGCAACGCAACCGAUGACACACUCGGUUUGAUCCUCGAGAAGUUGUACUCCUUGUACGAAAUCAGGCAGGCCGAGGUGCACUUUGCUGUCGGUGAAGCCAUCGCAGCGGCAGUUGCAUGCUGGAACGCCGACGUCGUGCGGCUCACUGUCGAUGUGCAAGCCGAAACAGCUAACUACGAAGUCCCCAAGCGCGGUGCGCGUCUUACCAAAGUCCUGGAGAAGCUCCUAACAGACUGCAAGACCACUAAGCCAUCUUUGCUCAAGGCUUCGGGUAUCUGGUUGUUUUGCGUCAUUCAACACUGCUCUCACUUGGAGGAGAUCCAGUCGAGACUUCGAGAGUGCCAGGUUGCGUUCAUGCGUCUUCUCAGCGCAAGAGACGAGCUUGUCCAGGAGACCGCCUCCCGAGGGCUCGCGUUGGUGUACGAAAAGGGUGACGCGGACCUCAAGGGCGAACUCGUUCGAGAUCUCGUUUCCUCAUUCACGGGUUCCGGGCCACAGCUCAAAGUCGAUCAGGAGACGGAGCUCUUCGACGCUGGCGCCCUCCCCACCGGCGAUGGAAAGUCCGUCACUUCGUACAAGGACAUCGUCAGCCUGGCAAACGAGGUUGGCGAUCCGAGUUUAGUUUACAAGUUCAUGUCGCUCGCGACCAAUGCCGCGACCUGGUCCACUCGAUCCGCCUUUGGGCGCUUCGGGAUCAGCAACAUCCUCUCUGAGUCCGAGAUCGACCCCAAGCUUUACCCAAAGCUCUACCGUUACCGCUUCGACCCUAACCAGAACGUCCAGCGCUCGAUGAACGAUAUUUGGAAGGCAUUGGUGAAAGACCAAAAGACCGUCAUGGAGACACAUUUUGACAGCAUCAUGAAGGAUUUGCUAAAGAGCAUCCUCGGCAAAGAAUGGCGUGUCCGUGAGGCCAGCUGCGCUGCCAUCUCUGACCUGGUGUCUGGCCGGCCUUUCCCCAUGUACGAGCCAUACUACAAGGAUAUCUGGACCGCGGCACUCAAAGUACUUGACGACGUCAAGGCCACGGUGCGUAACGCGGCGCUACAUCUCUGCAUUGCACUCUCCACGACGCUUGUCCGCCAACUCGAGGAAUCCGGCUCUACCUCAACGGCCAAUGCCAUGAUGAACGAAGCUCUCCCAUUCCUACUCUCCGACAAGGGCAUAGAGAGCGGUGCCGAAGAUGUGAAAGUAUUCGCCACCAUCACCGUCAUGAAGAUCGCCAAGAGCGGCGGCGAUGCCCUCAAGCCCUACAUUCCCACCAUGGUCCCGCACCUCCUCGAUCUCUUGAGCACCAUCGAGCCCGAAGCCAUCAACUACCACUACCAACGCGCGGGCGAAGACAACCGCGAGAAGAUCGACAAGCUCCGCAGCGCCAUGGUCUCGCGCAGCCCCAUCGCCGAAGCCAUCGACAACUGCCUCCGCAGCGUCGACGUCUCCGUCAUGAAAGACUUUGCGCCCAAGCUCCAAGACUCCGUCAAAACCGCCCUCGGCAUGCCCACCAAGAUCGGCUGCGCCCGCGUCAUCUCGACCCUCGCCACCCGGCACACCCUCACCUUCGCCCCCCACUCCCCCACCUUCCUCACCCUCCUCGAGAAGCAAACCCUCGACCGCAACGACGAAGUCAGCCAAAACUACGCCCGCGCCGCCGCCUACCUCCUGCGCAUCAUCCCCACCCCGGACGCCAAAACCCGCUUCGCCGACCACCUCGUCACCCUCUACCUCACCUCGACGGACGAAACCCGCCGCCAAAAGGUCGCCGACGCCGUGCUCGCCGUUGCCAAGAUCUCCCCGGACCACUUCGCCGCCCUCGAGACCCAUCUCCUGCCCUUCGCCUUCCUCGCCCGCCACGACACCGACGACUACGUGCGCAAGGCCGCCCGCGACGUCUGGGACGCCCAGGCGGGGAGCACCGCCCUCACCGUCGUGCGCUACCUGCGCGAGGUCGUCGCGCUGGUGGAGGCCUGUCUGGGCACCGCCCAGUGGGCGCUGAAGCAUGCGGGCGCGUUGGCGGUCGCGGCGGCCGUGGAGGGGGUGGUGGGCGCGGGCGAGGCGUCCGGCAGAGCGAAUGUUGAUGCGUUGGCGGCGGCGGCGAGAGCGCUGUGGGAGGCGGAUGCGGGUUUGGCGGCGCAGUUGAAUAAGGUGGUGGUGAGGGAGGCCAAGCGUAAUAAUGAGGUGUACCGGCCGCAUGCGUUUGCGUGUUUGUGGAAGGUUGCUGCGGAGAGGGAGGACCUGGACAUGCUGGGGGAGAUUGUGGGGAUUGUGGAGCCGUAUCUUGCGGUGGAGGAGGAGGAGGAAGAUGGCGAUGCGAUGGAUGUUGACCCGCCUAAGGGUGGGAAGGGGGCGAGGGGGGGGAUGGAUCUCAAGGCCCAGACGGUUUGGGCUGCUACGGAAGCCGUUGUGAAGGGGUACAACCGGAUCGAAAUGAAGAAACGCCCUGUGGCUAUUCUUCGGGAGAUUGUCCUCGCGCUUGAGACCGCAGCUGGUGGUGGCAAGGGGAAGGCCCUCAACGCCCGGUCGCCGUGUGUUGCGAAGCCGGAGUUUGCGGCCGUCCGCCGGGCGUUUUGGUAUGACUGCGUGCGGGAGGUCCUGGAGGAGGCGCUCAACGAGGGUGCUGUCCCUGAUGGUGAGGGUGCUGGGUUGGAAGGUAAACGUGAGCUCCUCACGUGGUUUUUCAACACCCUGGAUAUGGAGACGGAUGAUUCUGGGACUGAAGACCAGCGUCUUGCGAGGGCCAAAGCAGUCAAGGCUACGAUGCAGCUGGGCAAGGGCAUCGGGCUCGAGGCGGAUACGGAGUGGGUGUCGGGGGUGAAGACGGCGGUUGAUACCGCUGUGGGUAGGGAGAGGUCGCUUGAGGUGCAGAAGGCAUGGCGGGAGUGUCUGGUGCUGCUCAAGUAG
This is a messenger RNA of Chaetomium globosum CBS 148.51, 5052 nucleotides long. RefSeq lists its product as uncharacterized. The record is from RefSeq and is a predicted model, not a curated record. The transcript is spliced from 2 exons. Gene Ontology annotation, biological process: proteasome assembly. The coding region runs from base 1 to 5052 and encodes 1683 amino acids. Lineage: Eukaryota; Fungi; Ascomycota; Sordariomycetes; Sordariales; Chaetomiaceae. Gene Ontology annotation, molecular function: molecular adaptor activity. Gene Ontology annotation, cellular component: cytoplasm; nucleus.